Molecule: messenger RNA, 366 nt
Organism: Fraxinus pennsylvanica
Lineage: Eukaryota; Viridiplantae; Streptophyta; Magnoliopsida; Lamiales; Oleaceae
Source: the annotation of a GenBank genome assembly
AUGGCUCGGAUGAUCAAAAUACGAAAAGUUUGGCGGUACAAUUUGGAACAAGAAUUCAGUCUGAUUUAUCGUAUUCUUCCCUAUUUUCCAUACGCUUCUAUGGAUACUGAGUUUCCUGGAGUAAUUUACCAUUAUCCCGACCUCCAUCAUUCUUCUCUUACUCCCUCACAAAACUACUCAAUAAUGAAGAAGAACGUAGAUGCUAGGGCCUCACGUUAUUCGAUCCACAAGGAAAUCUCCCCGACUUUGGGACUGAAUCCUGCUUCGUCUGGGAGUUCAAUUUUAAGGAAUUUGACGUGGACAAGGAUGUCCAAAACCCAGAAUCCAUCGCUUUGCUUAGGCCCCAAGGCAUUGAUUUUUCCAUGA